Messenger RNA from Lineus longissimus, 3227 nucleotides. RefSeq names its product A disintegrin and metalloproteinase with thrombospondin motifs 12-like. The coding region runs from base 203 to 2590 and encodes 795 amino acids. Gene Ontology annotation, molecular function: metalloendopeptidase activity. The transcript is spliced from 19 exons. The record is from RefSeq and is a predicted model, not a curated record. Gene Ontology annotation, biological process: proteolysis; extracellular matrix organization. Gene Ontology annotation, cellular component: extracellular matrix. Lineage: Eukaryota; Metazoa; Nemertea; Pilidiophora; Heteronemertea; Lineidae.
GUCCAUUCUUUCUGAUGAACACUCAAGCCCUACUUGUCCUCAAUUUGGCUGAUUGCAAUAUUUUGUACAUGUAAGUAAUAGUAAAUGCAUGGAUCAACGUGCUUACUAUUAGUAAAUAUCAAAUUUCGAGUUGAGAGCUGAGCGAACUAAAGACCUACAUACUUGACUUUGGACAAGUUCGAAAAGUAGUGGACCGUGUACGAUGUUGAGGAUUUGGAUGGUCGUGGUUUUCGCAGGGACUGCGUCGUGUCUGAUCAGUCAUUCAGAUGCUGAAGUGAUAGACACAAUCACAUUUCCUGAUGCCAAGUGCGAUGGGACAAGAUGUUAUAUGGAACUGGCUGCUGGCGGGCAGCUUUUCUCUUUAUACAUGGAACACACUGUUGAUAUUGCUCCUCCUCAUUUUCUUAUAGAAGAGGUGUAUUCGGACCGAACCGUUUCCCGCCGAGUCAAAAACCCCCAGGGUUGUGUUCAUUACGGCAAGGUUGUGCGCAAUGGAGUAGUAGUCGGCUCAAUGGUGCUCAGUCUCUGUGAUACUACUAAGCAGACUGCGACUCUCUACACAGAUGAGGGUGAAUACAGUGUUGUUCCAUUACUCCAAGAGAACCAGAGCGGGAUAAGAAGAAGGCGGUCCGCAGACACUCAUGUCGUUUACCGCGAUUCUUCAAAGGCCAAAUCUCGAGUGAGAAGAAAUGCGGAACCAGUAAUAAUCAACCAAGUGGUGGCCCCGCCAAGAUUUACAGGCACGCAACUCCCUUCCUAUAAGCGUCUGUCUCCGGACAGAACUCUCCGAUUAGAAGUUGCAAUAUUCGUUGACAAGGAGUUUCAGGAAGCGUACCUCAAGUCGCCCUUUGGAAUUAAAAAUCCAGGAAAGCUGCGGGAACAUAUCAUGAACGUCAUGAAGCAGGUUCAGAUGUGGUACUUUCUGCCAUCCUUGGGAUAUAAGAUCCAGAUUUACAUCACGAAGUUCGUACUUAUUAUGGAAACUGUAGAAGAGAUUGGCGAGUAUACUGACAUAACAUCGUUUUGCGAGAAGUACCAAUCGUCAUACCUGCCUGGUGGAUCUCGAGCGGGAAACAGUAACGUCACCUGGGACGACGCCAUAUUUUUCUCAGGUGUCCUGGGCAUGUUUGGAGAGCGUUCGCCAGGAGAGUAUAUCUACGGUCGAGCACACCGCUGGGGAGCCUGCAAUCCCAAGUACCAGUGUAUGGGUAUCAACGACCAUUUCGAAAUAUCGCCAGAUCUUUGGCGGAUUGAACGAUACUUAGGACGUCUCGUCAGUCACGAAUUGGCGCACACUUUGGGCAUGGCAGAUGAAUACAGUGAUGUGACAUACAUGAAAAUGUGUAAAAAGGGGUUGAUGGUCAGUCAAUAUAGCGGACGGUCGUGGUCCAACUGCAGCGUCUAUGAGCUGGAGAAGUUCCUUUUAUCAGAAUUUUCAAACUGCCUCGACACCCUUCCCGAUAACAAAAAUAAAGACAUGAUUGUCGUCCAAGCAGCCCCUCCCGAUAAUUCCACGGAGAAUGCUACUGAUGGAGGAUGGGGACCUUGGGGGGCCUAUGGACCGUGCUCGAAGACAUGUGACGGAGGGGUACAGCUGGCCCUACGAGAAUGCAACAAUCCAAAGCCACGAAAUUUCGGCCGAGUUUGUACCGGGUUCAGGUAUCAGAUGCUUAUGUGCAAUAUGCAGCCCUGCAUCAGUGAUGUACGUAACAAAAGCAUAUGGGAUCUGUAUACGGAGGAAUGUGUAAAAACUGGAAGUAGAGAGGACUUCAGAAGGGAUACGCCCGGCAUCUAUCGGUUAAACGGUACACCGGCAUGUGCCCAGAGUUGCAAUCAGAAAGGAACAUCAAUGUGGUGGAACUAUAAGGUGACCAAUGGAUUCAAAUGUCGGGACGGCCAGGAUGACGUCUGUGUGGACGGCAUCUGCAUGACGGUAGGAUGUAAGGAAGAAGAUUUCUACUCUGCAACAAGACGGGACAAAUGUGGUGUUUGUGGUGGCAAUGGAAAGUCCUGUCGCAUCGUUCGUGGCGUUUUUAGGGGCCAGCAGAUGGGGUGGGAGGUUGCCAAGGUAUUGCCAAAAGGAUCUAGAGAUAUCUACAUAACAAUAAAUGCCUCCAGGCAAGAUGAUAUGAGAAACAAUUUUAUUGAUCUUGGUGAAGAUGAUAUUGAUGUCAACCCGUUCUCCACCAUACCAACUAAAUGGACUCGGCUGCGGGAAGGGAGGGAAGGAACAUACAAGGUGUGGUGGGCAGGCGUGCUUUGGGAAUAUAUGGAAGACCGGUGGUUACCCCAUUUCCUAAGAACAAAACAUCGUUUACAGGAUGAGGCUAUUGUAUGGCUACGAAGAGAAAAGGGUGCGCUGCCAAACCUUGGAAUAAUAUGGCAGUACACCAUAGAUGUCGAUACCCCUGAGGGUUUUGCGGUUGGAACGAUAGUACUAAUGAGGCGAAGGAACAAGUGGCGUGGGCCUUUCUUGAUUAGGAAAGUGGUGAAGAGCGGUUUCCUCCUUGCCACAAUGGAUGGCAGAGCGAUAAACGCAGUUGCGAAAAGACGCUCAUUGCAAAUAUACAAUUGUGUAAUAGUGGCCUAAUUCACCAUUGGAGACUUGCAUUUCCUUUUUCUUCAGGACUUGCAAAUAGUUGUCACUCCGACUCAACUUGCACGCAUCUGUUAUCUAUGCACGAAUGGCUGAUGAAGCAUGAUUCCCGGGCCUCAUGUCGAAUUGACGGAGUGAACGGAAUAUGAUGAAACGUGAUAAUCAGGUAGUAGUGCUGGGACAUAAUGCCGGAUCGACACUGAUGCUAUGAUAGAGUUACGCUAUAGGGGGGCAGCUCUGGCAUACAAUUUAUUAUAUGAAUUAUCAAGUGAACGAGAAUACCAAACACUUAGUGCCAUCUUUCGGAUGUACACCUCUGGCGCCCUCUCUACAGAAACCAUCGCAUUAUCUCGCACUAUAAUACUCUCUAGAACGGGGAAACAUCUUUACGACUGUUUUAGGCAUAUUUCAUCAUAUUCCGUUCCGACCCGGAUCUACAGUACUAUUGAUCUCUGGUUCCGUCAAUAUUCGGGACACUGGUGAGCAUGAUGAAGAAGGCAUGUUUCUGCAAACUCGGGCAGUAGAACUUUUUCUGCACGGAAUUGAACAUUUUUGCAUCGUAAUAUAUAAACAUAUAUAUUUGUACAAACAGUAUAGAUACUUCGAUGUAAUAAAUGAAAGAUUUACCAGA